AUGAAAAUUUUCGAUUUUUUCUCAAUUUUAAAUAUUUUUGGACUAACUUUCGCUGGCCAUUUUCAUGGUGGAAAAUGGUUCAAAAAACGACCUAUCGUAGAAAUUCAAGAAACCACAACUAUUGAGCCAGAUCCGAUUCUGGAGCAGCCAACUCAAACUCUAACAUCUCAAAGUCUUGCAAAUAUGAUGAGAAUUGGUGGAGGAUAA
This is a messenger RNA of Caenorhabditis angaria, 207 nucleotides long. The record is from the annotation of a GenBank genome assembly. Lineage: Eukaryota; Metazoa; Nematoda; Chromadorea; Rhabditida; Rhabditidae.